Molecule: messenger RNA, 624 nt
Organism: Staurois parvus
Lineage: Eukaryota; Metazoa; Chordata; Amphibia; Anura; Ranidae
Source: the annotation of a GenBank genome assembly
UCCUGUAUUUCCUCCGCCGCCACCGUGUCAGAAUACCGGGCUGGCCGCUCAGCUCUUCUCUGCAGGAGGACCUUACCUGUUCCUCGGUCCAGCGCUGUACAGUCUUCACAUGCCAGCAUCUUUAGUGUCCACAGUCUCUUGGUCCUCCCCUGUACUGUCUGCAAUCUUUUGGUCAUCUGUACUGUCUACAGUCUCUGGACAUCCAUUGUACUGUCUGCAGUCUCUGGUCAUCUCAUGUACUGUCCGCAGUCUCUAGUCAUCUCCCGUACUGUCUGUGAGUUUCUUGGUCAUCUCCUGUACUGUCUGCAGUCUCUGGUCAUCCCCUGUACUGUCUGCAGUCUCUGGUCAUCCCCUGUACUGUCUGCAGUCUCUGGUCAUCCCCUGUACUGUCUGCAGUCUCUGGUCAUCUGUACUGUGUCCGCAGUCUCUGGUCAUCCUUACUGUGUCCGCAGUCUCUGGUCAUCUCCUGUACUAUAUCCGUAGUCUCUGGUCAUCUACUGUACUAUGUCUGCAGUCUCUGGUCAUCUCCUGUACUGUGUCCGCAGUCUCUGGUCAUCUGCUGUAGUGUCUCCGCAGUCUCUGGUCAUCUCCUGUACUGUGUCCGCAGUCUCUGGUCAUCUCCUG